CUCAUAACUAGUAACAUUAAUUGGUUUUUUUCAUCAUUUUCGCGUUUAUUUAUCACAACAUUUUUACCGGUAGGCUAUCACUGAUUUCAUCGAAUAUUUACGUGAGUGGGAAGAAAAAGCAAAGGAAGAAAAACAGAAAUAUAAAGAACUGAAAAAACAUUUAGAUGAAGACCAACUACCGGGCAAAUUUUUUUUGCUAUAACUGCAAGCACAUUAGAUGGGUUCAAAAUCUCACUUGGAGCUACUUUAGAAUUUGCUGAUUUCUUACAUACUCAAUGUAACUAUGAUUAUCUGAUGACAAUACAUCUUACUCAGGAUGCCUUAGAGAAAUUUUUUGGGAUCAUGAGAAAUGCCUGUGGAUGUAACGAUCACCCAGACGUAAUAUUGUUUGGCCAAGUAUAUCGUUUACUUUGUUCAUAUUCUUUAGCGACUCCACCUAGAGGAUCUAAUGUAACUGCUGGCGAACUGUUGCAAUCUUUGAUGCAAGCCAAAGACUCUUUGGCAUUGGCUUCUGUUCCUAAAAAUGAAUGGCUCCAAAAACUUGAAGCGAUUGUUGAGAAAGGCAUUUGUGGCGAAGUUUCUGAAGAACCAAACAGCAAUGAUAUUAUUGAUAAUGAAUUUUCUUUUCCAAAUCUACUUCAUGAUGCGGGCUUGUUGGAUGAAGAACUGAAUAAUCACGACAUAUCAUCUAAUAAUUACACAGAUACAACUAAUAUAGAUGAACAAGUAACUGGUCUAGGUGAUAAAGAGUUUUGUCGAAAGCUGUUUGAAAGUUUGGUCGAUGAAAGUGACAGCGACGCCCUGUUUAAAAAUAUUGAUUGA
This is a messenger RNA of Cotesia congregata, 822 nucleotides long. The record is from the annotation of a GenBank genome assembly. Lineage: Eukaryota; Metazoa; Arthropoda; Insecta; Hymenoptera; Braconidae.